CACCGUGCUGAUGUGUUCUCACGUUAGCUCCCGUGUCGUGGAUAGUCGCUGCCCUUUUUCUUUUCCUCGGUAGUACCGUUGUGUGUGCUCUGCUGGUGGACUCUGCUCAGUGUUGUUUCAUUGAGGAAGAAAAGAAACGAUUCAUCGCACACGCACACCUGCAAACCAAAACAAUCCCAGUGUUCUUCUGUGUACUAUUCCGUGUGUAAGCACACACACGAGUGUGAGUGUGUGCGUUGCCACUCUCGUGGGUUUGGGCGAGCGCCACACGGGUUUUGUGUGUGUGUGGGUGUUGUUACUCGCCGUCGUCGUCCCGUCCCAAGAGAAGAGAAGAACAUCAUCACCAUCAUCAAUCGUACACGACGGACGGGGAGUAGUAGAGAGAUAUCAAAAUGGCUACUAGUGAUGAUGAACAUUACCAUCUCUAUGAAGUGUUUCAAAAUUGCUUCAACAAAAUCGCAAACAAGCAGCCUGAAAAAGCAGGCUAUCAGUCUCCAUAUGGCGGCAUGGACAAUGGCGUGUACACACCAGAGGAAUAUACUCACGAAAGCCCGGUGUCCGGAGGGCAGAGGUACACGUCACCCAAGCCGGGUGGCGGUCUAUACCAACCGGAUGCGUACUAUGACGCUCCGGGUGGUUCCUGGUAUCCCUCAUCGUCCAGCGGUGCGUACGCGCCUCACACGGCCGGUUCUGCGUAUCACAACGUAGGUCACGGGGCGCACCUCGGUGGACCCCAGCAUAGCCAUGACCAGUACGCAAUGUCGCCGGUCGGCGUUCCGCACAUGGACGGACAUCUAAACCAAAAUCAAACACAAGCACUUCCACCGAUGAGCACGUUCCGGGGAAACACCGCCCAGAUACCGCCGAUCGGUCCCCAGGGACAGAACUCACCCGCAAUCUACAACGCAAUCGCAGGUCACCACAAUCAACAUGCACAACAUAGUCCAAUUGUACAAAACGAUACGCUCGUCGGAAAUGCACUGAAAACGAUGUAUCCCACUGAUCCGAGCAUUAGCAGUUACGGUUCAAACCCAACGACACCAGUGAACUCACCUCCUCCACUAACAUCACAGCAGCAGGCAGCGGCCGCCGCAGCCGCAGCAGCCGUCGCCCAGCAGCAAUCGUCCGUGGCCGCGAGUAUACACGGCUCCAGUGCGACGGCCGGAUCGUCCAGCGGUGGUGUAGGUUCCUCGGCCACGGCGUCGUCCGCUGCAGCUGCGGCGGCGGCAGCGGCAGCAGCAGCUGCAGCGGCCGCCGCAGGUAGCCCCUGGCAACAAAUCAACCCUGUGAUCAACAAUGGCACUGGACCGGCUGGAGCGGCAGGAUCCGCGGCUGCCGUGGCAGCGGCCGCAGCUCUCAAUGGCUUACCCAACGGUUCCUACGCUCCCGAACUGGUGCACCGAGGCCUGCAGCACAUGGCUAAUUCGCCCGAGAUUCAACCGCUGGACGAUGCGAUUGUGUCGCUGCUCAGGGAGCACUCGGAGAAUGGAACGGGCACCCGCAUGGAGGAGCGUCUGGACGACGCGAUCAACAUCCUGCGGAAUCACUGCGAACCGCAGGUCGGUGUUUCGCUCUCUUCGAUCGAUGCCGGUUCGCAGUACGGUGCCGCCGGGGCAUCGAUCAUUCCACCGGGCGGUCCGUCGUCCCAACAACAACAGCAGCAGCAGCAGCAGCUGCACGGCCAAGACUCGACCAGUGAUUUACCGACGGCCGUCGCUGCCGGGCUCAUACCAGUGAAAACCGAAAGAUUACCAAGCACACCGGGUUCCGCCAAUAUCAAGAAACGCAAAGAGCCUCCAGAUUCAGACACCAAACCUAGCAGUUCCGUACCAGGUUCCACCAAGGGUGCCAAGAGGCAGCGUAAAUAUAAAAAUUCACGCAGUUGUUCCAGUGCUGACGAUGACGACGAUGACGAUGACAUCGAUCCGGUGACUAAGGAUCGAAAGGAGAAGGAACGGAGACAGGCCAACAAUGCCCGGGAAAGAAUACGCAUCCGGGACAUCAACGAAGCUCUGAAGGAACUGGGACGCAUGUGCAUGUCACACCUCAAAUCAGACAAGCCCCAAACCAAGCUCGGCAUAUUGAAUAUGGCCGUCGAGGUGAUCAUGACGCUCGAGCAGCAAGUGCGAGAACGCAACCUAAACCCAAAAGCCGCCUGUCUGAAGCGGCGAGAGGAGGAAAAAGCCGAGGAUGGCCCCAAACUGCCCCCUCACAUAUUGCACCAAACGCCGUACCCCUCACUACCCGGCCCGCCGCCAAAUCUUCCCCACAAUCCCGGGCCACCACAAUAGCAUAAUAACUUUAAUAACUUAAUUCGAAGAUAACACUGCAAGCAACAUACAUGUACAUAUACAACAAAAACAACAACAACAGAAGCAGCAGCAGCAGCAGCCGCCGCCGCCGCCGCCGCGACUUCAGUAGUAGCAGCAGCAGCAACAACAUCAGUAGGUGAAUCGUGCGAGUGCUUGACGGACUGGUGGAUGUGGUUGUGAAUGAUAGUGUGCGUGCGUGUGUAUGAGCGAGUGUGUCAUAAACACAAAGUAGGAAACGGAAAAAAAAGGUUUGUGACACAAGUUAAGGAAAAGAAAGUGAAACAAAUUACUAUCUUUUAGUAUUCUCUGUAAAUGUAAUGUAUGAAUUUUUGAGGCGAAAAAAAAAAUGCGAAACAACUAGUAAGCAGAGCGGAGAAAAAUCAAACAAACAAACAAACAAAAGUCCUGCUAGUUUAGCAACUGAAGGUAGGAAACUUAUUUAUUGAAAAGGAAUUGCAACAUCACAUCGAUCAGACUGUAUUUUU
Molecule: messenger RNA, 2797 nt
Organism: Ochlerotatus camptorhynchus
Lineage: Eukaryota; Metazoa; Arthropoda; Insecta; Diptera; Culicidae
Gene: da
Product: daughterless
Exons: 12
Coding region: 393-2291 (632 amino acids)
Biological process (GO): regulation of transcription by RNA polymerase II
Cellular component (GO): chromatin; transcription regulator complex
Molecular function (GO): DNA-binding transcription factor activity, RNA polymerase II-specific; protein dimerization activity; RNA polymerase II cis-regulatory region sequence-specific DNA binding
Source: RefSeq, a predicted model, not a curated record